This is a messenger RNA of Epithele typhae, 633 nucleotides long. Its product is annotated as alpha/beta-hydrolase. The coding region runs from base 1 to 633 and encodes 210 amino acids. The record is from RefSeq and is a predicted model, not a curated record. The transcript has 4 exons. Lineage: Eukaryota; Fungi; Basidiomycota; Agaricomycetes; Polyporales; Epitheliaceae. Gene Ontology annotation, molecular function: hydrolase activity.
AUGGCCUGUGAGAACUGCGUGCGCGGUGCGCUGCACACGGGCACGCCCGUGGGGAAUGAGACCAAGUUCGACGGCGUGGACGCAUACGGCAACUUCAAGGUCAUCCUCCCCGACCUCUUCAACGGCUCGCGCGUCCCGCUCUGGGCGCUCACCUCCCUGGACAAGGACGUCCCGAUCCUCCACCGCCUCGUGCUCUUCCCCGCCGCGCUCCUCUUCAUCGUCCCCUUCGUCCUCCGCAACCGGCCGCGCCAGAACGCGCUCAUCACCUCGCUCGCGGCCGCCGUCCGCGCGUCCGCGCCGCCCGGCGCCGCGGUCGGCUUCCUCUUCGACGCGGCCGCGGCGUGCCACCCGUCGGGGGUCUCGUUCCCCGCGGACCUCGCGCUCGUCGAGCGGCCGUUCUCGCUCGCCACCGGGGUGAAGGACCCCUACUUUGGCAAGAGCAGGGCGGAGGAGGCGGAGAAGAAGUGGAAGGAGAUGGGGCUGGAGGUGGAGGUCGUGGUGUACGAUGGCGUUGAGCACGGCUGGACGACGCGUGCGGACUUGAAGGACCCGGUGCAGCGGAAGGCAAGGGACGACGUGGUGUCGCAGGUGUUGACGUUCUUCACCAAGUAUCUGAUCCCGAAGGAGGCCUGA